Ambispora gerdemannii is the source of this 3579-nucleotide messenger RNA. The record is from the annotation of a GenBank genome assembly. NCBI's taxonomy places the organism in Eukaryota, Fungi, Glomeromycota, Glomeromycetes, Archaeosporales, Ambisporaceae.
AUGAACGGAACAACUAACGCGCCCGGUGGUUUAAUUAUAUCGGCGGCUAAGCCCACAGUCUCGGUCAGUAACAGAGAUGUGGAAAGUGAAACUAUAGCCAAUAUUAUCGCACGGGAAGAAGAUUCGAGUGCUGCAAUUACCCUUCAUCAAGCGGCACAACAUGGGAAUUUACAUGCGACACAACAUUUAAUUGAAAGCGGCCAGGCAAAGGCCACAGAUCGAGAUGCUUUGGAUGUUACAGCUUUACAUUGGGCAGCUAUUAAUAAUCAUGUAUUAGUAGCGAAAUAUUUGAUUGAUCAUGGUGCAGAAGUUGAUGCAUUCGGUGGUGAUUUAGUUGCAACACCCUUACAUUGGGCCUCAAGGAGUGGUCACCUUUCUAUUUUGACAUUAUUAAUUAACCAUGGUGCUAAUCCAAACCUCCGUGAUUCACAAGGCUUCAACGGCCUCCAUCUCGCCACACACUCUUCCAACACAAUGCUUGUAUUAUAUUUAUUAUUUCAAGAUAUGGACAUUGAUACGCCUGACUCACUUCAACAUACACCAUUAAUGUGGGCUGCAUAUCAGGGAGAUCCAAUGACCGUGGAUUUAUUACUUCGAUCUGGUGCGUCAGUUGAUAAGCGGGAUAGUGCAAAAUUCACUCCAUUGCAUUGGGCGGUUGUGAAAGGAAAUAAUAUGUGUCUAAGAAAGUUGAUAGAAGCCGGUGCAGACAUAAACGCAAAAGAAGAAAACGGGAAAACACCAGCUGACAUGUCUCGAGAAUCGAAAGCAAUGAAAGUGUGGGAGCGGGCGUUGAGAGAAACCGGAAGGAAAAAGGACGGCAGAACAAAACCAUAUUUAUUUGACCAGCGAACUACACACACCGUCAUAUACAUUCUUCCUUUUCUUAUUCUUCUUAUUACCUUGCAAACGCUUUGUCAUUUUCCUUGGUUCAUAGGAUUACCACUUGCCAUAGCUGAAUUCUUUGGAUGUCAUGUGGCAAUAUUUCGAAUACUUAUAAAAGCACAAACGCCGGAUGCGAUGAUGAGAACUCCGUAUUUCAGUAGUUUAUUCCAAGCGAGUGCUUUUUGGGUUGGGGUUACUUGGUUAACAAAAGUGUUAAUACCCACAUCCUUUUUGUAUAUCACAAAUAUAGUUUUUGUUUCCUCGUACAUAUUUGCCAUGUAUUGCUUUUAUCGAGCUGUAUUGGCUGAUCCUGGGUUUAUCCCAAAACUGACAUCUCACGAAGAACAAAAGCAGCUAGUCAUCGAACUUGCUAACCGGGAAAUGUUGGAUACGAGACAUUUGUGUACCACGUGUUUGAUAAAAAAACCAUUACGUUCGAAACAUUGUAAACUUUGUGAUAGAUGUGUAGCGCGAUUUGACCACCAUUGUCCUUGGAUAUUUAAUUGUAUUGGGUUAUCAAUGUUAGUUCACAAUAAUAAAACGGAUGUUUUUGAUUGUCUAAAAUGCUUUAAUAUAUCGCUAAACAUUAUUAUUUUCCCUGUAUCAUUAGACCUUUUAAUCGAAUCACCAGCCUAUGAACCAAUUCCACAGCAACCGUGCGUACUGACCACAACACUAUGUGGAUUCUUUCAAUACGACACCUGGACUACAUCUCUCACAAUAUGGAUUUCAAUACAACUUUCUUGGAGUUUCGGAUUACUAAUUAUGCAAAGUAUUCAAAUUGCGUCCGCAAAAACGACGAAUGAGAUGGCGAAUUUCCAUCGUUAUUCGUAUUUUGGGCAGCGUACAGGAUCGAAUGUUCGUGAACAGAUAAUGGCUACUUUAGCCGCUGGGCCUGGAGCUAGCGAUGCUGCACAAGUGGGUGAUCGAGACGGUAAUGAUGUGACUGGUCGAGGAAAUGAAGAAGGUGGAUUUGGUGAUCACGCGCGUGUUUUGAACGAUGUAUAUGAAAGAACCAGUAAUGAUAGUCUUCAUCGUCAGCAUAAUCACGGAAUCCUGAAAUUUUUCGGGUCGAGAUCACCGCGUGGUAGUGGCUUAAAUCGCGCGCACGGUAAUCAUUAUAACUCUAGCAAUCCGUUCGAUUUCGGAUGUUGGUAUAAUUGCGUCGAUUUUUGGACGGAAGGGCGUGGUGGGAUGUUGCAUAAUGUUGAUUGGUUGGGGUUAUUUGAUGUUCCACUUGUUGAGAGAAACAAUAAUGUCGCGAUGAGGCGAAAUGGUGGCCAGCAUUCAAUAAUGACUUCAAACAAUGGCAUUUCGGAUUGGUCACCGUCUUCGUGGCAAAAGAAGCCAAUAAAACAGGACGUAAUUUACGAGAACCAAGAACACCUGAAACAAGUGUUGACAAGAUUAUCAAUUUUGCCACCGCUUGUUUCGCCAAACGAGAUUAAAAAAAUUCGACACCAAUUAAGUCUAGUUGCUACACGAAAAGCUUUUUUACUACAGGGUGGUGAUUGCGCUGAGCUUUUUGAAUACUGUUCAAAAGAACCCAUUGAAUCGAAGCUUAAAGUGUUGCUGCAAAUGAGUCUAGUUUUAACAUGGGGUGCUCGAAUACCUGUUGUAAGAAUUGCACGGAUGGCAGGGCAAUACGCGAAACCUAGAUCAAAGCCCACGGAAAUUUACGAGGGGAAAGAGAUUCCGUCAUUCCGGGGCGAUAAUGUCAAUGGAUUUGACCCAUCGGAUAGGAAUCCGGAUCCGGAAAGACUUGUGGGUGCGUACUUCCAUUCAGCCGCAACUUUAAAUUAUGUCCGAUCAAUUAUUAGUUCUGGAUUUGCUGAUCUUCACCGACCAAGUGAAUGGUCUCUACAUCACGUCAGAUCAAACGGAAUUCGCCAAGAAUACCAACAAAUAAUUGACCGUCUAACUGACACAUUAGAUUUCAUGAAAACAAUCGGCGUAGAUUCUCCAGUCUCGCCCGCUGCUUCGAUUCUCAACACGGUUGAUUUAUUUAUGUCCCACGAAGGACUCUUGCUCGAAUAUGAGCAAUCACUAACGCGACAAUUCAAAGAUCCGGAAUCUGGCCAAGAGAAAUGGUAUAAUUUAGGCGCACACUUUAUCUGGAUCGGUGAUAGAACCCGACAGAUUGAUGGUGCGCAUGUAGAGUAUUUUCGUGGGAUUGAGAAUCCAAUCGGGAUUAAAAUUGGGCCUACUAUGAAGCCACAAGAACUUCGAGAGUUGCUGGAUGUUGUGAAUCCUGAUAAAGAGGUGGGGAAGGUUACGUUGAUCACAAGAUAUGGCGCGACUGAGGUGGAUAAACAUUUACCAGGUCAUAUACAAGCUUUAAAAGACUCAGGUCAUAUUGUAGUUUGGGCAUGUGAUCCGAUGCAUGGCAACACGAAACAAUCUCUUUCGGGUGUAAAGACGCGUCAUUUCAAUUCAAUCAUCGAAGAACUAUCAAAAACAAUAAAAAUCCAUAAAGCUAAUGAUAGUCAUAUGAAUGGAGUGCAUUUUGAACUCACGGGUGAUCGCGUAACCGAAUGCAUAGGCGGUUCUAUGCAACUUUUGGACUCUGAUCUCCCAUUAAAUUACAAAACUUAUUGCGAUCCAAGACUGAACUAUGAACAGAGUUUGGAUGUGGCAUUCUUGAUUGCAAAAUAUUAUGAAAAGGAAAGGGAUGGUAGUUAUUUACCUAGCUUAUAA